AUGAGAGGCCUCGGGCCCGGCUGCCUGCUGCUGUGCGCGGUGGCGGCCAGCGCCGCGCCCGCCGUGCCCUGGCGGGUGGCGUGUCCCCCGCGCUGCUCCUGCCAGCUCCGGCCCUGGUACUCGCCCCGCUCCGCCUACCGCGAGGCGGCCACGGUGGACUGCAACGACCUCUUGGUCACCUCGGUGCCCCGCGAGCUGCCCGAGGGCACCCAGACGCUGCUGCUGCAGAGCAACGACAUCGCCCGGCUGGAGCGGGGCGAGCUGGGCUACCUGCGGAACCUGUCCGAGCUGGACCUGUCGCAGAACAGCUUCUGCGACGUCCGGGAUCUGGGGCUCGGGGACAUGCCGCGGCUGCUCAGCCUGCACCUGGAGGAGAACCGGCUGUCGGAGCUGCCCGACGGCAGCUUCGCGGGGCUGGGGAACCUCCAGGAGCUCUACCUGAACCACAACCGGCUCCGCAGCAUCGCCCCCCGCGCCUUCGCCGGGCUGGGCGGGCUCCUGCGGCUCCACCUCAACUCCAACCUGCUGAGGACGCUGGACAGCCGCUGGUUCCAGACGCUGCCCAGCCUGGAGAUCCUCAUGGUGGGGGGGAACAAGGUGGACGCCAUCCUGGACAUGAAUUUCCGGCCGCUGGGCAACCUGCGGAGCUUGGUGCUGGCCGGGAUGCAGCUGCGGGAGAUCCCGGACUACGCCCUGGAAGGGCUGAGGAGCCUGGAGAGCCUCUCCUUCUACGACAACAAGCUGGCAGAGGUGCCCAGGAGGGCCCUGCAGCAGGUGCCCGGCCUGAAAUUCCUGGACCUGAACAAGAACCCGCUGCAGAGGGUGAAGCAGAGCGACUUCACCAACAUGCUGCACCUCAAGGAGCUGGGCCUCAACAACAUGGACGAGCUGGUGUCCGUCGACCAGUUCGCCCUCGCCAACCUCCCCGAGCUGACCAAGCUGGACGUCACCAACAACCCCAAGCUGUCCUUCAUCCACCCCAAGGCCUUCCAGCACCUCCCGCGGCUGGAGACGCUGAUGCUCAACAACAACGCCCUAAGUGCCUUGCACCGGCAGACGGUGGAGUCGCUGCCGGGCCUGCGGGAGAUCGGCAUCCACGGCAACCCCCUGCGCUGCGACUGCGUCGUCCGCUGGCUCAACGGCAGCCGCCCGCGCCUCAUCGAGCCGCACUCCACGCUCUGCGCCGAGCCGCCCGAGCUGCGGCGCCGCCGCGUCCGCGACGUGCCCUUCGGCGAGAUGACGGAGCGCUGCCUGCCGCUGAUCCCCGCCCGCAGCGUGCCGGCGAGCCUGGAGGCGCGGCCGGGCGACGACGUGGCGCUGCACUGCCGGGCGCUGGCGGAGCCGGAGCCGGAGAUUUACUGGGUGACGCCGUCCGGGGAGAAGCUGCUGCCGUUCGGGGAGGGCGGGAGGAAGCUCAAGGUGCGCUCCGAGGGGACGCUGGAGAUCCGCGGCAUCGCGGCGGGCGAGGCCGGGCUCUACACGUGCGUGGCUCAGAACCUUCUGGGCGCCGACACGCGCGGCGUCCGCGUGCUGGUGGGCGGCUCCUUCCCGCCGGGCCGCGCCGAGCUGCGGCUGCUGGUGCUGGACGCGCGGCCCCACCGCGUGCUGCUGGCCUGGAGCCCGCGCCUCAACGCCGUCUCCUCCAACCUCACCUGGGCCAGCUCGGCGCCGGGCUCGCGGCCGGGCGCGGCCAGGAUCCCGGCGGGCACGCACAGCUUCAACCUCACCCGGCUGCGGCCCGGCACCGAGUACCGGGCGUGCCUGCGCGUGGCCUCGGCGGCGGCGCCGCUCAGGGUGGCCUGCGUCACCGCCAGGACCGAGGAGGCCGCCCGGGCGCCGCCGUGGGCGCGGGGGACGCCGGUGGGCACGCUGCCGUGCCUGCUCCUGCUGCUGCUGGGCGCGGUGGUGGCGGCGGUGCGCGCCGCAUCCCGGCGGGAAUCGCCGCGCCAGGCCGCGGCCGUGCGCGUGGUCUGUCCGGCGCGGCCCCGGGGACGCGUCCUGGCCGUGGAGGUGCAGGCGGAUCCCGCCGAGUGCUGA
This is a messenger RNA of Hirundo rustica (Barn swallow), 2037 nucleotides long. It is a transcript of the gene LRRN2, whose product is annotated as leucine rich repeat neuronal 2. The record is from RefSeq and is a predicted model, not a curated record. Gene Ontology annotation, molecular function: protein binding. Bases 1 to 2037 code for a protein of 678 amino acids. The transcript has a single exon. Lineage: Eukaryota; Metazoa; Chordata; Aves; Passeriformes; Hirundinidae.